Propithecus coquereli (Coquerel's sifaka) is the source of this 3197-nucleotide messenger RNA. RefSeq names its product leucine rich repeat (in FLII) interacting protein 2 (gene LRRFIP2). The transcript has 27 exons. The coding region runs from base 370 to 2358 and encodes 662 amino acids. Gene Ontology annotation, biological process: regulation of DNA-templated transcription. The record is from RefSeq and is a predicted model, not a curated record. NCBI's taxonomy places the organism in Eukaryota, Metazoa, Chordata, Mammalia, Primates, Indriidae.
UGCCGCUCCGGCCGCGGCUCCUCCCGAGGGCCGGUUCCCGCUGUCUCUGCCGCGGCACCAGGGGCACACCGGCGUAACUGACGAGCUGGCCGCUGGCACUGGCAGCUGCCGCGUACGUUGGGAACCCGGGACCGAGUCGUCCAGCCGCGCCCCUAGCCCCUGGCCCUGGCGGGCGCCCGGCUGGCGAGCCGCGCUCCGGCCCUUCCCGGGCGGCGACGCAGCCACAGCCCGCGCCCAGACACAGAUGUGGGAAGAUAAAUGAAGGGGUCUAGAAGUAAAAUAAACGUCAGUGGAAAGGACAGCUACCAUCACUAAGGGCUGAAAACAGUGAAGUCACUUUCAGAGUUAAAAGACUAUUAAGAACACAAGAUGGGGACUCCUGGUUCUGGAAGGAAAAGAACACCUGUGAAAGACCGAUUUUCUGCAGAAGAUGAAGCUUUGAGUAACAUUGCCAGAGAGCACUCUCAUCAUUCCUUUGAUCGGAAAUGGGGACAGAUUCAGAAGUGGCUGGAAGAUUCGGAAAGGGCCAGGUAUUCUCACCGGUCCAGUCAUCAUCGUCCUUAUCUGGGAGUUGAGGAUGCAUUGUCCAUUCGAAGUCUUGGCAGUCACAGGUAUGAUGUGCUCAAGGAUAGAUCAUCAAGACUUUCAUCAUUAAAUCAUUCUUACAGUCACUCUUGUGGAAUGAAGAAGAGGUCUUCUGGUUCUCGUAAAGACCUGCUGAGUGGCCUCUACUUUGACCAGAGAAACUAUAGCAGUCUUAGACAUAGCAAACCCACCUCUGCCUACUACACUCGGCAGUCUUCUUCCCUGUACAGUGAUCCCCUGGCGACAUCUAAGAGUAACAGGGCCUCCCCUACUGCAAGUUCUGGUCUGCUGAGAAGUGCCAGUCUGGCAUCAUUGUACAGUGGUGGAUCAUAUAACCCUUAUGGUUCUCGAACUCCAUCUGAAUACAGUUACUACUCAUCAAGAACAAGUUCAUCCCGAAGCAGUCCCGUGUUUACCAAUGAUGACAACGAGAGCAUUGUGUCUUCUGAUCGUGCCAGUCGUGAGCGAAGGGAGAGUGUGUUGGAUGAAAAAUCUGACAAACAGUAUGCUGAAAAUUAUACCAGACCUUCAUCUCGAAAUUCUGCCUCGGCAACAACCCCUUUAAGUGGAAACUCAUCCAGACGAGGAAGCGGGGACACCAGCAGCUUGAUAGAUCCAGACACCUCAUUAAGUGAAUUGCGGGAUAUCUAUGACCUUAAGGACCAGAUACAGGAUGUAGAAGGGAGAUACAUGCAGGGGCUUAAAGAACUAAAGGAGUCUUUGUCUGAAGUGGAAGAAAAAUACAAGAAAGCCAUGGUUUCUAAUGCACAGUUAGACAAUGAGAAGAACAAUUUGAUCUAUCAAGUAGACACACUCAAGGAUGUUAUUGAAGAGCAGGAGGAACAGAUGGCAGAAUUUUAUAGAGAAAAUGAAGAAAAAUCAAAGGAGUUAGAAAGGCAGAAACAUAUGUGUAGCGUGUUGCAACAUAAGAUGGAUGAACUUAAAGAAGGUCUUCGGCAAAGAGACGAACUUAUUGAGGAGAAUCAGCGUACGCAGCAGAAACUAGACACCAAGACAAAAGAGGUGUUUGACCUCCAGGAGACACUUCUUUGGAAAGAUAAAAAAAUUGGGGCCCUAGAGAAACAAAAAGAAUACAUUGCCUGCCUUAGGAAUGAGCGAGAUUUGCUCAGAGAGGAGCUGGCUGCCCUGCAGGAGACAGUGAAGACGGGAGAGAAACAUGGCUUAGUUAUAAUCCCCGAUGGCACUCCCAAUGGUGAUGUCCGUCAGGAACCAGUGGUUGGAGCCAUCACUGUUGUGUCUCAGGAAGCUGCUCAGGUCUUGGAGUCGGCAGGAGAAGGGCCACUAGAUGUACGGCUACGAAAACUUGCUGGAGAAAAGGAAGAGCUGUUAUCACAGAUUAGAAAACUGAAGCUGCAGUUAGAGGAAGAACGACAGAAGUGCUCCAGGAAUGAUGGCACAGUGGGUGACCUGGCAGGACUACAGAAUGGCUCAGACUUGCAGUUCAUUGAAAUGCAGAGAGAUGCCAAUAGACAAAUUAGUGAAUACAAAUUUAAGCUUUCAAAAGCAGAACAGGAUAUAACCACCUUGGAGCAAAGUAUUAGCCGGCUUGAGGGACAGGUGCUGAGAUAUAAAACUGCUGCUGAGAAUGCUGAGAAAGUAGAAGAUGAACUAAAAGCAGAAAAAAGGAAGCUACAACGAGAGUUACGAACAGCGCUGGACAAGAUUGAGGAGAUGGAGAUGACCAACAGCCACCUGGCCAAGCGGCUGGAGAAGAUGAAGGCCAACAGGACAGCACUUCUGGCCCAGCAAUAGGGAGGCCACCCUUUGACCUGGGCGCUGCUCCUUGGGGCCCUGCCCAGAGGAACUGACUUUUUGUCCAUUGAAAGAAACCCCUUUCAGUAGUACUGUUUGAGUUUUGUCAUUAAAAUAGCCACCUUUGUAUUUUAUAAUUUAUGAGAGAAUGAAGCAGGUUUGAAUCUUCAUGAAUGAACACUUGGAUUUUGUUUGUAGUUUGAUUUGAGACUAAGAACCAGUCCAUACUGUUGUUAUUUUUUAUUUCCGUAAUUUUAGAAUCACGUUUACUCAACACUUUCCCCCAACUGCCUCAGUGACUGGGCACUCCGAGGCCUAGGCAUGGGUUGUGGAGGACAGCAGUUCCAUGAGUGCUCACUGAGAUGCUUGCUGGAGACCUCAGAAAACACAAGUGCCUUCUCCACGGUGCAAUUCAGACUUCAGUGAUCUCCAGUGGUCAAAAGACAUUUACCCUUAAUAUCAGAUAGCAUUUAUAUUUUGGUGAAGAAACAAGUUCACAGAUGGGGAAUCUAUGUUUCACUCAAAUUUGUAUGUUUGGAGGAAAAAGCCUUUUUUGGUAAAAUAUUUAAAUUUAUAUAAGAAAAUGUUAGGAAAAAAUAUGGGGAGUGUUAUAUAAAACUUGCUUUAUUGCAUGGGGCAGGGAAGUCCAAGGGCUAAUACUCUUUAAGAGUAGGGUCCUUAUUCUUCAAUAGUAACUGUGCUGUACCUUGUAAAGUAUUUCAUCUGCUGCUUAUUUGUGGAGCAAAACCUCAGACAAGCUGAAGGGGGAGGGAAGGGCAGGGUAGGCAGGUAUGGAAUCUGCCUAAAGAUUCUAUUAAACACACCCUUUUGCCAACCAC